GAACACAUCAUUCAAGCGCAUUUCUUCAGAGUGAAGUGCUUAAAAGUGCUGAUCGAUAAAAACAAGGAAUAGUGAUCAGAAGUUCUCAGAGAUUUACUGUAUAUUUUGAGAAAAAAAAUUUAAUUUUGAUUAAAUUUUACGUGAAAAUGAAGGUCCAAAUGAUCUACAUCAUUGCCCUGAUUUUGAUCGCGCAAACCCUGCAUGCGAUGGUCAUCGAAAGUCGGGAAAAUGGCGAACAGUUAUUGCAUUUCGGUUUCCAAACAGAGAAUGGCCAAUCGCGCACCGAAGACAUUAAAUACAACAACACCCAAAAUGUGAUAAGUGACAAUCGUGAGGAGGCGAGCGAUAAGGUUGUAGCGACCGUGAAACCGGUGGAAUAUCGUGGUGGUUACAGUUUCAUCUCUGCCGAUGGCUACGAGUACACCGUGCUCUACAAAGCGAACAAGAAUGGCUUCCAACCCUACGUAACUGCACGCAAGAUACAUAACGAUAAAGUUUGAGCAGAAAAAGAAAUCUUAUAAAAGAAGCUAUAUGAAUAUAAUUUAAAUCUUUUGCGAGUAUUCGUAUUAUUUUUUAGUGCUACUGUAAAGUUUACUUGUGUACACGUAUUUUAAGUUGUGAUAAUGAAAUACAUUUAGGUUGUUGUAUUGUAUAUUGCGGAAUUAUGGCGCAUGUUAAUACUUGUA
This is a messenger RNA of Bactrocera tryoni, 686 nucleotides long. RefSeq names its product endocuticle structural glycoprotein SgAbd-5 (gene Cpr65Ay). The record is from RefSeq and is a predicted model, not a curated record. NCBI's taxonomy places the organism in Eukaryota, Metazoa, Arthropoda, Insecta, Diptera, Tephritidae. The transcript is spliced from 3 exons. The coding region runs from base 147 to 500 and encodes 117 amino acids.